Ostertagia ostertagi is the source of this 969-nucleotide messenger RNA. The record is from the annotation of a GenBank genome assembly. Lineage: Eukaryota; Metazoa; Nematoda; Chromadorea; Rhabditida; Trichostrongylidae.
AUGGUGUGGGUGACGGCCACUGCACCGUACAUCGUCCUGACCAUUCUGCUCAUUCGAGGCGUUACUCUGCCCGGUGCUGCUAAAGGAAUCUACUACUACCUUACGCCAGAUUUCUCCAAGCUGAAUGAUCCUAAGGUGUGGUCAGCUGCAGCAUCACAGAUUUUCUUCUCACUUGGACCAGGCUUUGGCGUUCUGUUGGCAUUGAGCAGCUAUAACGACUUCAACAACAACUGCUACAGAGAUGCCAUAGUCACUUCAUCCAUCAACUGUUUAACGUCCUUUUUCUCGGGAUUUGUCAUUUUCUCAACGCUUGGGUACAUGGCCGAGCUCACCAACAAAGAAGUCAGCGAGGUUGUUGGCGACCACGACGCCUCGGCGGAUCUCAUCGUCUAUCCGAAAGCGCAAGCUGGCCACUUCGCCGGGAUCGAGGCGCUCAUCACCGGUCUCUGCGACGAGUCCCGUCUAUUGUCGCGAAACAGAGAAUUGUUUGUGGGCGUGGAUUUGCGUGCUGUAUUAUUUUGGCAGCCUUCCAGCUAUCAGCUACGGAGGGCAGUACGUUAUCCCUUUUCUCGACGAGUAUGGUGUGUCGCUUUCAGUUCUAUUCAUAGUCACCUGCGAAAUGGUGGCCGUUUGCUGGUUCUACGGGAUCGAUCGGUUCAGCAACGAUAUCAAAUCGAUGCUUGGCUUCUAUCCAGGAUCUACUGGAGGGUGUGUUGGAUGAUGUGCCCCAUAUUCAUCUCGAUCAUCUUCAUCAUGACCGUAUGGCAAGCGUCGCUCGCUCCGAUGCAAAUGCCUGGAUACGUGUUUCCAAAAUGGUCGGUAGGACUCGGAUGGUUUCUACGAAUGUUGUCCGUGUCCAGUGUGCCACUUUUUGCCAUCUACAUGCUUUCAUUUGCCAAGGGAACGUUUACAGAGGUCAGUGGUAUUAAAUGUUAUACCUUUGUGAGUUUUGGGAACUUUCAAACAUGA